Closterium sp. Yama58-4 is the source of this 2052-nucleotide messenger RNA. The record is from the annotation of a GenBank genome assembly. NCBI's taxonomy places the organism in Eukaryota, Viridiplantae, Streptophyta, Zygnematophyceae, Desmidiales, Closteriaceae.
AUGGUAGCACGGGAGCAAGCCACGGAGAUGCAGGAAGGUUCUUGUAACGAGUUGACGGUGCGGGAAGGCGCUUGUAACGAGUUGACGGUGCAGGAAGGUGCUUGUAACGAGUUGACGGUGCAGGAAGGUGCUUGUAACGAGUUGACGGUGCAGGAAGGCGCUUGUAACGAGUUGACGGUGCAUGAAGGCGCUUGUAACGAGUUGACGGUGCAGGAAGGUGCUUGUAACGAGUUGACGGUGCAGAGAGGUGCUUGUAACGGGCUGACAGCGCACGAAGGUUCUUGUAACGGGCCAAUAGUGCAGGAAGGUGCUUGUGACGGGUUUAUAUUGCAGGAUGACCCAUGUAACGGGCUGGCAGUGCGUGAAGGUUCCUGUAACGGACUAACAGCACAGGAAGGCAGCGGUACUGCAGGCGGGGCAGCAGCGGAGAGCAGUGCGUUCAGAGCAUUGGAGGCGGAGGAGGUGCGGCGGCAGGGCCAUGGUAUGGUGGAUUUCAUUGCGGACUACCUGCAAGGCAUCGAGGACAGACCCGUGUGCAGCACUGUGCAGCCGGGCUAUCUGCGGCCUCUACUGCCCGCCCACGCCCCCGAGCAUGGCGAACCGCUGGAAGACAUUCUCUCAGACAUAUCGAGCGCCAUCCUGCCAGGCCUAACGCACUGGCAGAGCCCUCGUUUCUUCGCAUUCUUCUCGUCGCCCACCAGCGCUGCCGCCAUCUGCGCUGACGCCCUCAUCAGCGCCCUCAACGUGGUCGGCUUCUCCUGGGCCGCUGCCCCUGCUGCCACGGAGCUGGAGGAGAUUGUCAUGGACUGGAUGGUGGACCUGCUGGGGCUUCCAGAUGGGUUCCACUCAGUGAAGUCAGGCAGGCAGGGAGGGGGCGUGAUUCACGGCACGGCCAGUGAGGCGCUGCUGGUGGCGCUGCUGGCCGCCAGGCGGAGAGCCCUCGACCGCGUGGUGGGGCACUCUGGCAGUACGGAGGAACCCGCAGCAGCGGCAGCAGCAGCAGGAGCAGCAGUAGCAGGCAGCAGGCAGGGUGCUCAGGAGAAGAAACUCGCAGCCGAGGGGCGGCUUAUAGCGCAUCUUAACGAGGUGGAGAGCAGGCUUAUACGGAGGAUACUCUCAACACGGAAUGGCAGGCAGGGCUGCUGUAGGAACGCAGGGGUGACAGAGGACGAACGGGCGGCAGUGGAGGGAGGCAAUGGCGGUACCACCGGCGCUGCUGGUGUGGGAGUGCGGGGCGAGUCUGCUCCCACGUUCCCAUGGGGCAGCGUGGAGGACAGGGCAGCGCAGCGGCUGGUGGCAUAUGUGUCGGACCAGACGCAUGCAUGUGCUCUCAAGGCAUGCCGUGUGGCCGGCAUGCCCGAGGGCAACGUGCGCGUGCUUCCCACCACUGCUGCAUCGGCUUAUGCUCUCACUCCCCGCCAGCUGUUGGAUGCGGUGCAGAGGGAUGAAGCUGCCGGCCUCAUUCCCUUCUUCCUCGUGCUCACUGUGAGUGGAAGUUGCCUCGCAACGGAGCGCCACCACGUGGUGGAUUACAAGGACUGGGAGAUCCCCAUUGGCCGCCGCUUCAGGUCGCUGAAGCUGUGGAUGGUGCUGCGCUCGUACGGGGCGGAGGGCAUCCGUGCUUACAUCAGGCGCCACGUGGCACUUGCUGAGUCGUUCGAGGAGGCCGUGCGGCAGGAUGAGCGGUUCCAACUGAUGGCACCACGCUCCUUCGCCCUCGUCUGCUUCCGCCUCAAGCCGCCACCACCACGCGCACACAGUGGGGUUGUAUGCGGAGGGCCGGGCGAGGGGGUGGUGGGCGAUGGCAGUGUGGAUGCAGGGAGGGAGGUGAACAUGGCACUAUUAGAGGCGAUUAACAGCAGCGGGCAGGCGUACCUCACACACACUGUGCUAUCAGGGCAUUACACACUGCGCAUGGCAAUAGGGGCGGUCAAGACAGAGAUGGCGCAUGUGCAGGCGGCGUGGAGGCUCAUCCAAACAAAAGCUUCUGAGUUGCUGGAGGAGGUCAAAUUUACCGUCACCCCCGGAAUAAGCCCCGAUGGGGGGGUAUAA